Molecule: messenger RNA, 8738 nt
Organism: Oncorhynchus masou masou (cherry salmon)
Lineage: Eukaryota; Metazoa; Chordata; Actinopteri; Salmoniformes; Salmonidae
Product: galactose-3-O-sulfotransferase 2-like
Exons: 4
Coding region: 125-2143 (672 amino acids)
Biological process (GO): glycolipid biosynthetic process
Cellular component (GO): membrane
Molecular function (GO): galactosylceramide sulfotransferase activity
Source: RefSeq, a predicted model, not a curated record
UAAAAGGGGACUAGGGAGUCUGUGGCUUGGGAACGGGGAGUCUUGGGAGAGUGACUUGGGUUGGUCGGAGUUGCAUGCAGGACCGGGGUUCCUGAGCACCCCCCUCCUGGGACAGACACGCGAGAUGCCACCCUCGCCAAGGAAAUCUAUCAAGGAGCGCGAGCUGUUCUCCCUGACCUCAUCUCUACCAUGUUGCUCGUGGCUGAAGGUAGUUCUGUGCAGCCACAUGCGUAAUCUAUGGAUGGUGCUCAUGGCCCUCACUGUGCUCUGUGUGGCCAUUCAGAUCCUAGGAGUCGUCUGGCAAUCCAGGAAUGAUAAGAUGUUAAGUGAGAAGCUCCUGAAUGUGCAGUUCACCAUCAAGAUCCAGAGAACGCUCCCGACGGAGCAGAGGGACUGGGUACACUUGCGCUCUUCGCACGCCCCUGUUGUGGAAGAGGAAAUGAGGUCACAGGAGGAAGGAGCUCGUAAAGAACGGGCCAAAGGGAAGCAGAAGGUAGCAGAACAUCAACAUGGCAGAGAUGAGCCAGGUGUGGAGAGGCGUGUCCAGGAGCAUCACCAACAUUUAAAGCUCUCAUACACUGUCAAUAAGGUCAAAGACUCUAGGAAAGCGACCUGGGGUAAAGUUUCAGCAGUAAAGGCAGCCCUGCCCAAAGUCACAAUGGGCGAUGAUGAGUUGCAUUUGGGGGUUCCUGGGUCUGUAGUUCUCCAGCUGAGCCACCCAUCUAUCAAAGUGGUAUCCACCUUACCUUACAAACCUCCCAAACUCCUCUCAACCAAUCAGCUGAAGAGUAGAAACAGCCCUGCCCCUUUAGGCACCAACUCUGUAGUUGCCGGGGUGAUAAACGAGGUGAAAUCUGAGGUAGCCAGCGCCACCUGUCGGCCGAAGAACCACAUCGUCUUUCUCAAGACGCACAAAACGGCCAGCAGCACCAUCCUGAACAUCUUAUAUCGCUAUGGCGACAGCCGCAAUCUGACCUUCGCCCUUCCACUGAACAAGCACAGCCAGCUGUUCUAUCCCUUCUUCUUCGCCUCACACUUUGUGGAGGGAGUGAGGAGCCGCAGUGUCAAAGAGUUCAACAUCAUGUGCAACCACAUGAGGUUCAGACCACCAGAGGUGAGGAAAGUGAUGCCCCAGGACACGUUCUACUUCUCCAUCCUGAAGAACCCCGUUGCCAUGAUGGAGUCCAUUUUCAUCUACUACAAGAGCAUCCCUGCCUUCCACAAGGCCCGCAGCCUGGACGACUUCCUUGACAAUGGUUGGCGUGGUUACAACACUUCCCUGCCCAACAACCAUUAUGCCCGUAACAUCCUGACCUUUGACUUUGGCUUCGACAACAACGUCGCAACAGAGACACCCGGAGACCUGGAGACGCGGGGCGCCAAAGCCAUUGCCGCCAUUGAGCAGGACUUCCACCUCAUCCUCAUCUCAGAGUACUUUGACGAGUCCAUGAUCCUGCUCAAGCGCGCCCUCUGCUGGUCUCUGGACGAUGUCGUCUCCUUUAAGUUGAACAGCCGAAGCGAGCGCACACGGCACAUGCUCUCCCCGCACACCGCCGACAAGAUCAGAGCCUGGAAUGCCCUUGACUGGCAGCUCUACCUGCACUUUAACAUCACCUUCUGGCGACGCGUGGACGCUACUGUGGGGCGUGAGGAGAUGAGACGGGAGGUGACUCGGCUGCAGGAGCGACGUGCCGAACUAGCCAAAACCUGCCUGAAGGAUGGUGGUGCAGUGGACCCGUCGCAGGUGAAGGAUGCCGGGCUGAAGCCCUUCCAGUACGGGGCGGCCAUCAUCCAGGGAUACAACCUGAACCCUGGGCUGGUCGGGCCUACCAAAACACACUGUCAGAACCUGGUCACUCCAGAGCUACAGUACACAGACACUCUCUACACCAAGCAGUUCCCUGAGCUUGCCGCCAGGCAGAGACAGGCUGCCAAACUGGUCGCCUCACAGCGUCAGCCUAGUUCAGUUAAGGUCAACCCGAACAAAGCAGCCAUGACAGGGCCGGUGAGGGUGAGAGAGGCCAGACACAGUAGGACAGCCAGGAGUGGACAUAGAAACCCUCAUGCUCAGAAACAAAAUGACCUCCCCUCAAGUGCCCUGUCUAAAAUCACUGCAGCUAGAAGUGGCAGAAACAUGCCUUAAGGGGGGGGCUCUUUCAACACAGACUGGGGACUAGUGGGAAGAUCCACAGGAGCUCAUUGCUGCUGCGUACUGGGGUCUUUUUAAGCUGAACAGCCAAUGGCUAUGUUUUGUCUAUACAGUGAGGACCUUUCGCUGCACGUUAUGUUCACUCUGGCUGGCUGCAGUGCACGGGGCCAGUUGGCUGACUUUGGCGGCACUAGGAUAAGCUCUAGUGUUUCUGCCAAACGAUGCUGGACCUGUGUGGGUGGAGGGGAUGGAGUUGGGGGACGAGAGAAGGAAGAGUAGGAAAGAGAAGGAGAGUGCACCUGCGGUGACUGUCCUGCCUUGGCUGCUUGGACUGGAAGUAGCCUUUGGUGGCACACAUCUCCUAAACCCUCUCAUCUAAUAUUUCCCCUGGAUCUUGUUACACCCUGAGGUUUACAAUUUGAACCCUUGGGGUGUACAGUCAUGGUCAAAAGUUUUGAGAAUGACACAAAUAUUAAUUUUCACAAAGUCUGCUACCUCAGUUUGUAUGAUGGCAAUUUGCAUAAACUCCAGAAUAUUAUGAAGAGUGAUCAGAUGAAUUGCAAUUAAUUGCAAAGUCUCUCUUUGCCAUGCACAUGAAUUAAAUUCCCCCAAAAACAUGUCCACUGCAUUUUAGCCCUGCCACAAAAGGACCAACUGACAUCAUGUCAGGAAUUCUCUCGUUAACACAAGAGUGAGUGUUGACGAGGACAAGGCUGGAGAUCACUCUAUCAUGCUGAUUGGGUUCGAAUAACAGACUGGAAGCUUCAAAAGGAGGGUGGUUCUUGGAAUUAUUGUUCUUCCUCUGUCAAUCAUGGUUACCUGCAAGGAAACACGUGCCAUCAUCAUUGCUUUGCACACAAAGGGCUUCACAGGCAAGGAUAUUGCUGCCAGUACGAUUGCACCUAAAUCAACCAUUUAUCGGAUCAUCAAGAACUUCAAGGAGAGCUGUUCAAAUGUUAUGAAGAAGGCUUCAGGGUGCCCAAGAAAGUCCAGCAAGCGCCAGGACCAUCUCUUAAAGUUGAUUCAGCUGCGGGAUUGGUGCACCACCAGUACAGAGCUUGCUCAGGAAUGGCAGCAGGCAGGUGUGAGUGCAUCUGCACGCACAGUGAGGCGAAAACUUUUGGAGGAUGGCCUGGUGUCAAGAAGGGCAGCAAAGAAGCCACUUCUCUCCAGGAAAAACAUCAUAGACAGACUGAUAUUCUGCAAAAUGUACAGGGAUUGGACUGCUGGGGACUGGGCUAAUGUUGUUGUCUCUGAUGAAUCCCCUUUCCGAUUGUUUGGGGCAUCCGGAAAAAAGCUUGUCCGGAGAAGACAAGGUGAGCCCUACCAUCAGUCCUGUGUCAUGCCAACAGUAAAGCAUCCUGAGCCCAUUCAUUUGUGGGGUUGCUUCUCAGACAAGGGAGUGGGCUCACUCACAAUUUUGCCUAAGAACACAGCCAUGAAUAAAGAAUGGUACCAACACAUCCUUCGAGAGCAACUUUUCUGAACCAUCCAGGAACAGUUUGGUGAUGAACAAUGCCUUUUCCAGCAUGAUGGAGCACCUUGCCAUAAGGCAAAAGUGAUAACUAAGUGGCUCGGGGAACAAAACAUCGAUAUUUUGGGUCCAUGGCCAGGAAACUCCCCAAACCUUAAUCCCAUUGAGAACUUGUGGUCAAUCCUCAAGAGGGGGGUAGACAAACAAAAAUCCACAAAUUCUGACAAACUCCAAGCAUUGAUUAUGCAAGAUUGGGCUGCCAUCAGUCAGGAUGUGGCCCAGUUAAUUGACAGCAUGCCAGGGCGGAUUGCAGAGGUCUUGAAAAAGAAGGGUCAACACUGCAAAUAUUGACUCUUUGCAUCAACUUCAUGUAAUUGUCAGUAAAAGCCUUUGACACUUAUGAAAUGCUUGUAAUUAUACUUCAGUAUUCCAUAGUAACAUCUGACAAAAAUAUCUAGACACUGAAGCAGCAAACUUUGUGGAAAUUAAUAUUUGUGUCAUUCUCAAAACUUUUGUCCACGACUGUACUAUGGUUUGAAUGGGACAUACUUGAUACCAUUGAUUAAAUUGAUUGGGGUUGGGUAAGACCUGCAGUACAGUCUGUCUGCUAACACCAAAAGACAAGCAAAUACCUCCACUUUACCACGUGCUCUCUCAUUUAGACAGGACAUAUCUCAGGUCUCAUUUCUCUGAGUUGAUCUAAUCUUUACUCAGAGAUAAGGUGGCUCAAUUUGGAGAUGAAUAAAAUACAUGAUGGUCUGGUAAUUAUGUAGACAUCAGAGGAGGCUGGUGGGCAGAGCUAUAGGAGGAGAACAAGCUCAUUGUAAUGGCUGGAAUGGAAUCGAUGGAAUGUUUCCAAACACAUCAAACCCAUGAAAACAAGGUGUUUGACUCCGUUGCAUUGAUUCAAUUCCAGCCAUUAGAAUGAGCCCAUUCUCCUAUAGCUCCUCCCACCAGCCUCCUCUGGUAGAGAUUUAAGGGAAAUUGGUUUUCCUCAAGAUGUAGUCAAGAUGUAUAGAAAUACAAUUCCAGAAUGUUUAACUUAAGAGCACAUCUCAGCUCUUCUGAUACCACCUAAAGAGAGCAAGGGCUUGUAACAUUCUGUAAUAAUAGAUUUGUACAUAAACUCAAAUGCAGACAGCAGAAAGUUCCUAGAAUUGUAUCAUCCUUUUAGGUUAGUAACUAAGAGAGAUUGAGUUACUGAAGUUAUUCAGUAACUGAAAGACAUUCAGUAGGCCACUAUGGGAAAAAAUUCAGUUACCAAGACAUAACAAUGGAGGUCUCAAUUCUCACCGAGAUGGGAAUCACAUUAAAAUAUUGUAUUUCUUAGAAGACCAAAUGAUUUGUCUCUUUAAAUUAAAGUGUGCUUUUACAGUUUUUUUUACAAUCACCUUGGCACUAAUUUCGGAACCUUGAUGUCAUUUUUCAAAACUUUAGACACAAAACUCACAACCAAUGGUCAAAAUGCUAAUUUUUCAAAACUCUUAACACUUUUUCCAAUUGCUUGGAUACAGUACACAUAAAGCUAACAUAAUUUGUUCAUUGAACUAAAAUCACCUGUUCAAUCUGACACAACUUAACAUCAAAGUAUUACCAUUUCAAAAUGCAAUUCACACAUUGCAUCUGAAAUGACUGUCUAUUAAUUUCAUUACAAUGAUCUAACUAUCAAUUGAUACAACUGCUCAAAAUGAUAAGUAACUGUUGCAUUACUCUUAAUGCAUAGUUUUAUGGAAACUGACAAACAAUAUUCCAUGUUUAGAUCAUGAAAGUUUCAGGAUAACGAGAUCCAUUGACACCACUUACCGUGGAACAUGAACCAAUUAAACUACAUUAUCUAUGGAUGUCAUAUUUAAUUAUCAUUCUUUAUCAGACCACGUUUCUAUGGUCCCAUGUACCACUUUUCCAGACCAUGUUUUCAGAUUUGACAUUACUGUACACUCACCGGCCACUUAUCUAGUACUGGGUAGGACCCCUUUUGCCUCCACAACAGCUUGAAUUAUUCACGGUGUUGUACAAUAAGAGAAGCCCUUCUGCACCACUGUUUUAAACAGCUGUUAUUUGAGCAUUUGUGGCCUUUCUGUUAGCUUGAAUGAGUCUGGACAUUCUCCUCUGACCUCUCUCAUUAACAAGGUGUUUUGCCCCCAGAACUGCCACUCACUGAAUGUGUUUUGUUUAUCGCACCAUUCUCUGUAAACUCUAGAGACUGUGGUGCGUAAAAAUCCCAGGAAGGCAGCUGUUUCUGAGAUGCUGGAAUCACCAUGUGUGGCAUCAACAAUCAUACCACGGUCAGUUGCUUAGAUUAUGCAUCUUGCCCGUUCUAAUGUUUGGUCGAACAACAUAUAAAGCUCUCUACUCUAUAUACUCUAUAUAUUGAGUUGCAGGCAGCCACAUGAUUCACUGUUCGAAUGUAACCUUCCUGAUGAGCUAAAUCAGGUCUGUAGAGCUGAUUGCAUGACCUAUGUCAUUGUGUGGGAUAAUGUCAGGUUCCACCAUGCUCAAAUGGUGCAAGUCUGGUUUCAGGCCCAUCCACAGUUUACCACCCUGUACUUACCCCCAUACUCUCCUUUCCUAAAACCCGAUUGAGGAAUUUUUCUCCACAUGGAGGUGGAAGGUAUAUGAUAGGUGCCCUCAUGAACAAGCCACCCUUCUCCAGGCCAUGGAUGACCCAUGUAAUGACAUCACGGCAGACCAGUGUCAGGCCUGGAUUCGCCAUGCCCGAAGAUUCUUCCCAAGAUGUUUGGCUAAUGAAAACAUUCAUUGUGAUGUGGAUGAGAACCUGUGGCCAAAUCCACAAGACAGUGUUGAUGGAAAUAUAGAAGUACAGUAAUCAAUCUUUUGUUUUACAGUAAGCCAGGUGGGGAACACUGCAGUGAUGUUUUACAGUAAGCCAGGUGAGGAACACUGCAGUGAUGUUUUACAGUAAGCCAGGUGAGGAACACUGCAGUGAUGUUUUACAGUAAGCCAGGUGAGGAACACUGCAGUGAUGUUUUACAGUAAGCCAUGUGAGGAACACUGCAGUGAUGUUUGACAGUAAGCCAGGUGAGGAACACUGCAGUGAUGUUUUACAGUAAGCCAGGUGAGGAACACUGCAGUGAUGUUUUACAGUAAGCCAGGUGAGGAACACUGCAGUUGAGAUUUAACUGUUUUUUUCUUUUUUGUAGCAAAUGAUUUUUGCUUUGAUUCAAAGAAACCUAUAUUGGGAUUUUAUUGUAUUUCAUCAAUAAAUUUCAUAUUUUGUUCAGUGUCUGUAGUAUUCUCUCAACUAGUCCUUUUACAGUGAUGUAUUUACGUGUAGUAGCAUAAUGAAACAUGUUUCACAUGUUUUGUACUACAAUAUUUAAUGAUUGUACGAAAAACUACACAGUAAAACUAUCGGUACCUUGUGUGUGGGUGAUCUAAAUGAAUGUUCCUAUGGCAUUUCAUGAUAAAUUAGUUAUUUGAACCUAUGAUUCUGCAAGUGCAAGGUUUCUUUAAAUAUGAAUGCACAAUGCCAUGUGAUGACCGUUCUGAGUUUUGUGUCUAGGGUUUUGAAAAAUGACCACAAGGUUCUGAAGUUAGUGCCAAAGUGAUUUUUAAAAACUGUAAAUCAUACUGCACUUUAGAGUAAAUAUAUUUGGGUUGUAAAGAAUUGAUCGUAAAAUGGAAAUGUAGAUUUUGUAUUUAGAGAUGAUUUUGUGAUGUGAUUCCUUACAGCCUCAUUCUAAAAGUGAUUAUAUAAAAAGCGAAAAAAGUUUUUUAAAAUUUAAUAAUAAUACAAAAUGUAUCAGAAAUAGAAAACAGAAAUACCUUAUUUACAUAAGUAUUCAGACCCUUUGCUAUGAGACUCAAAAUUGAGUUCAGGUGCAUUCUGUUAAGGAUCAUCCCUGAGAUGCUUCUACAACUUGAUUGGAGUCCACCUGUGGUAAAUUCAAUUGAUCGGACAUGAUUUGGAAAGGCACACACCUGUCUAUAUAAGGUCCGACAAUUGACAGUGCAGAUCACAGCAAAAACCAAGCGAUAAGGUCAAAUGAAUUGUCCGUAGAGCUCCAAGACAGGAUUAAAUCGAGGCACAGAUCUUGGGAAGCUUACCAAUUUUUUUUGCUGCAUUGAUGGUCCCCAAGAACAUAGUGCCCUCCAUCUUUCUUAAAUGGAAGAAGUUUGGAACCACCAAGACUCUUCCUGGAGCUGGCCGCUGGCCAAACUGAGAAAUUGGGGGAGAAGGGCCUUGGUCAGGGAGGUGACCAAGAACCCGAUGGUCACUCUGAGAGAGCUCUAGAGUUCCCCUGUGGAGAUGGGAGAACCUUCCAGAAGGACGACCAUCUCUGCAGCACUCCACCAAUCAGGCCUAUAUGGUAGAGUGGCCAGACGGAAGCCACUCAGUAAAAGGCACAUGACAGCCCGCUUGGGCUAAAGUCUAUCAGACCAUGAGAAACAAGAUUCUCUGGUCUGAUGAAACCAAGAUUGAAGUCUUCGGCCUGAAUGCCAAGCAUCACGUCUGGAGGAUACCUGGCACCAUCCCUAUGGUGAAGCAUGGUGGUGGCAGCAUCAUGCUGUGGGGAUGUUUUUCAGCGGCAGGAACCGGGAGGCUAGUCAGGAUCGAGGCAAAGUUGAACAGAGCAAAGUACAGAGAGAUCCUUGAUGAAAAUCUGCUCCAGAGCACUCAGGACCUCAGACCUGGGCAAUGGUUCACCUUCCAACAGGACAACGACAGAGAAGAAUGGGAGAAACUCCCCAAAUACAGGUGUGUCAAGCUUGUAGCAUCAUACCCAAGAAGACUCAAGGCUGUAAUCACUGCCAACGGUGCUUCAACAAAGUACACAGUGAAGGGUCUGAAAACUUAUGUAAAUGUGGUAUUUCAGUUUCUUUAUAUAAAACAUUAGCAACAAUUUCUAAAAAACUGUUUUGCUUUGUCAUUAUGGGGUAUUGUGAGUAGAUUAAUCAGGGGAAAAUAUGAUUUAAUCCAUUUUAGAACAAGGCUGUAAUGUAACAAAAUGUGGAAAAAGUCAAUGGGUCUGAAUACUUUCCGAAGACCCUGUGUUUAUUUUUCUCAUUGUUUUGAGCAGUGAUGUUGCCACUGACUCGGGAAGCACAGAUUUCAAAAUUGAAAUGGUCAAAUAAAAGGGUGAUGUAUUAUAA